AUGGCGGCAGCGUCCAACUACGAUUCGGCGCUUGGCCUGACGGUUUUUUACGAAUGCACCUCCUUGGUUCUGCUGAUAGCCACCUUCUGUGAGUCUCCCUAUGACUAUACGUGCUACUGCCGAAACCCCGAUGCCAUGGCGACGAUUACAGGCUGUUUUGCAGCCACAGCCGGGACAAGAAAAUACGGAAACGACUAUUUGGUGGAGUUUUGCCACGAAGCGUUUAUGCCUGUGACGCUGCAACAGGUGGCUCAGGCGUACCAGAACUACACCAACCACGGUCUCGACAUCACCAAGGUGGAAAACUACAACCAGAGCGAAACGGCCACGACGCCGAUCCGGAUCCCGGAGGAGUACGCCAGGCUGUACCGCAAUUCGUAUAAACAGAUCAAGAAUUCGGUUUUUUUCGGCGCUGGACUGGUGGCCUACUGGGGGUUGGUGGUUGUGCUUUCUGGGCUUUUCAACUGGGCCACCGUUUUCGUGCCUCAAAGCCGGAACCUCUUCAACAAUGCAUUUUUCAAGUUCGUCCGCUGCCACCUCUCCAUGCCUGCGUUGUUUGGAAAGCGCCGUACGGAAAGUUUCAGAGCCAGGUUCCCCAUCUUUGAAUGGCUCCUCCCGACCAGACUCGAAACGCUCACCGUGGCGGGCUUUUUCUGGGUGCUUUUCAUUCUCUGUGCCGUGGACGAAAAAUACAUUCCUGCUCCGUGGCGGUCCAGGACGGAAACGGUCCAUACCCUGGUGGCUGACAGGACCGGUAUUAUCGCUACGAUGUUGACACCGCUCAUGGUGCUUUUUGCGGGAAGGAACAGCUUUCUUCAGCUCAUUACCCGCUGGAAAUCCACAACCAUGAUGGUGUUCCACCGCUGGAUCGCCAGAAUGGUGGUUUUGCUUGUGUUGAUCCAUGCGGUGUGCUACACCAGGGUGCUCAAAUGGGAGAUGCGGUACCCGGCUGAAUUCGACGAAGAUUACCUCAGAUACGGCGUGGUGGCCUUGGUCUGUGGCGGCAUUAUCUGUGUCCAGGCGCUUUUGUACUUUAGAAGACGCUGGUACGACAUUUUCCUAGCCAUCCACGUUGUGCUAGCUGUUUUCUGGGUAGUCGGUGCCUGGUACCAUCUUUCGUACAUGGGAUAUGCCCAGAUGAUGUAUGCUGUUUUUGCCGUUUGGGCCUUUGACCGUGUGGUCAGGGUCUUGAGACUCUGCUACUUUGGCUUUCCUACUGCUAAGGUGACGUUGGUGGAGGAUACGUUGAAGGUGGAGAUCCCCCGACCCAAGCACUGGAAGGCCAUUGCUGGAGGCCAUAUUUGGGUGCAUUUUGGUCUUGGGCUUCAUUUCUGGCAAUGCCACCCGUUUACGUUUUUCGAGUCGGUGACUGAAGAAUCCACCAUUGUGUGCUGCUGCAAAGUGAAAGGCGGAGUCACCAGAGCCCUAGCUAAGAAAAUCGGCGGUCUUCCUGGAAAACUGCUUUCGCUUCGUGUUGCCGUCGAAGGCCCCUACGGAGCUCCUAGUCCUGUUGCUCGUCAUUCCAGCGUUCUUUUCGUUGCUGGAGGUUCAGGCAUUCCGGGUAUUUAUUCCGAGGCCAAUGCGCUUUAUGAGCAGAACAAGGGCAGCAAACAGAAGGUCAAGCUUCUCUGGGUGGUCCGUGAGCUGCGUUCGCUUGCCAUGUUCAUCAACGAAAUGCGUGCUCUUGUCAAACACGGCAUUGAAACGGCUGUUUUCGUGACAAGGCCGGAAAUACACCAUGGCGAGGAGCUCGAGCGUCUUUUCUUCGCCGACAGCCUGCUGGAAAAGGAAAAGGUCAAGGAGACGAUCGAGGAGAUCAACGUUAUUGAAAAGUUGCAAGACGAGCUCCCUCAUGUGGAGUUUGUUUGUGGAAGGCCGAAUAUGAGAGAGAUUGUUGCAAGAGAGGUGGAAGAGGCUUCUGAAUCCAUGGCUGUGGUGGCUUGCGGCCAUCCGUUGUUGGUUGACGAUUUGCGUGAUAUUGUGAUUGACCAGGUUAACACAGCAGACAAGCGGGUUGAUUUCUACGAGCAGUUGCAAGUGUGGGCAUGA
Messenger RNA from Candidozyma duobushaemuli, 2049 nucleotides. Its product is annotated as ferric reductase family protein. The transcript has a single exon. Lineage: Eukaryota; Fungi; Ascomycota; Pichiomycetes; Serinales; Metschnikowiaceae. The record is from RefSeq and is a predicted model, not a curated record. The coding region runs from base 1 to 2049 and encodes 682 amino acids. Gene Ontology annotation, cellular component: plasma membrane. Gene Ontology annotation, biological process: copper ion import; intracellular iron ion homeostasis; iron ion transport. Gene Ontology annotation, molecular function: ferric-chelate reductase activity.